This is a messenger RNA of Tauraco erythrolophus (red-crested turaco), 1441 nucleotides long. The record is from RefSeq and is a predicted model, not a curated record. NCBI's taxonomy places the organism in Eukaryota, Metazoa, Chordata, Aves, Musophagiformes, Musophagidae.
GAAGUUGAAAGCAAUAUACAGGUGCCAGCCAGGUCGGCUCUGGGUCUUCUUCAGCCUCCUCAUCUUCCUCUUGGUCACGCUUCAAGUCGUGGAGAAGCUGCAGCCUCCCAGAAGCUGCCGGUGCGAGCUGGAGCGUGCCCUGCAGCCGACCGUGGACCACGUCCAGGAGAAGCUCAGCUAUGCCCUCCAGACCCCUGACCCGCUGCGGCAGGAUGACCACAGAGGAGCACGGGAGAACAUCACCACCAGGAACGAGACAGGUGGUGCUCAACCUCCGCAAGCAGAGGGCUUUUACCAGACAAACCUGGAGAGAGGAUUUUUCCCAAGCUGGACAGAAGUCUCUAAGGCUGAGGAGGGGACUCCUGGAGAAGGCCAGCAGGCCAGAGGGGUCUCCUCUCCAGGGGAGACGUGCGAGCCCAAGACUGACAUUGUUUUUCUCAAAGUCCACAAGAGCGCCAGCAGCACCGUCAUGAACAUCCUCUUCCGCUUCGGCGAGAUGCACAACCUCACCUUCGCCUUCCCCAUCGGGGGUGGCAACCAGCUCUUCUACCCGCACCACUUCUUGGCGAGGUUCGUGCAGGGCUUUUCCUCCAGGAACCCUCGGCGGUUCAACAUCCUCUGCCACCACAUGCGGUUCCUGCAGCCGGAGGUGGAGAAAGUGGUGUCCAGCUCAGCUGUCUACUUCUCCAUCCUGAGGAACCCCGUGCAGCUCAUGGAGUCCUCCUUCUCAUACUACAAGGGCACGUCAGCUUUCUCCCAUGCCCGCAGCCUGGAGGAGUUCCUCAGCCAGCCCUACCAUUACUACAACCCUGCCUUCUCAGCCGAGCGGGUGCAACUCAUGCUGAAGGCCAUCGAAGCGUCCUUCGACCUGCUCCUCAUCUCUGAGUACUUCGAUGAGUCCAUGGUGCUGCUGAAGGAGAUGCUGUGCUGGGACCUGGACAGCAUCGUCUCCUUCCCGCUCAACAUCAGGGACAGCAGCACCAAGUCCCGCCUCUCCGACUCCAUCGUGAAGAAGAUCAAGGACUGGAACAGGCUGGACUGGGAAAUCUACACCCACUUCAACAGGACCUUCUGGGAAAGGAUCGACCGAGACAUUGGCAGGGAGCGCAUGCGGCGGGAAGUACAGGCGCUUCGGGAGAGGCGGGCAGAGCUGGCGAGGACCUGCCUGCAAGGCAUGGGCAGCGUGGCCCCGAAGGACAUCAAGGACUCUUCCCUGCGGCCACUGCAGCAUGGCAACGCCAAGAUCUUGGGCUAUAACAUCAAGCAGGGCUUGGAUAAGGAGACGGAACGCAUGUGCCGGCGGCUGGUGACCCCGGAGCUGCAGUACAGCAGCACUCUCUACAAGAAGCAAUUUCCCCCGAAGCCCCCCAAGACCCACCAGCCCUCUCCCUCUUGGAAGGGCAACGUCCUGCGGCACAGGCUGGGGGGCACCCAAAACUGA